Daphnia pulicaria is the source of this 1872-nucleotide messenger RNA. Its product is annotated as beta-1,4-galactosyltransferase 2-like. Bases 296 to 1396 code for a protein of 366 amino acids. The record is from RefSeq and is a predicted model, not a curated record. Gene Ontology annotation, biological process: carbohydrate metabolic process; glycosphingolipid biosynthetic process. Gene Ontology annotation, molecular function: N-acetyl-beta-glucosaminyl-derivative 4-beta-N-acetylgalactosaminyltransferase activity. NCBI's taxonomy places the organism in Eukaryota, Metazoa, Arthropoda, Branchiopoda, Diplostraca, Daphniidae. The transcript is spliced from 5 exons.
UUUAGUGAUAGACAAAAGUCAGAAGAAACAGUAUUGUGUUGUUGGAAUAAAAGAGCUUCCUCAAUUACACUUCCUCCAAAGCGGUUUUGAGAAUGAGCGAAAUUCCAUGACUAUAAGGUGUAGUAUCUUUUGAGUUGUGACGGUACGCAGUAGACACAUAUUGUACCUGCUGGAAUUUUAUAUUGCUCUAUUGGUUCUACCCGAAGUUAGUUCAGUUCUGUCGAAAUCGGCUACACAACGAAUUUCUUGCGCCUUACAUGUUGAUCCGCAUUUCCAGCUCAAAUUAAUUGUGAAAAUGACAAUGCCGAGAUUGGGCGUUCUCCUGCGUCGAGUCUUCCUUCCCCUCGGUUUGUUUUUGGUUUUCUUUCAUGUGACGAAGAUGGACGCUUUUACAAACAUCCUCUGGCCGUCCAACGUGAAUCGCAGUGAGUCGUCGAGUGGUGUCAACAGCACCCCCAUCAUUGAUCACCAGCAGCGACAACCUCCUUGCUUCAAAUAUUUAUCCGCUGGUCCAAUCCGUUUGGUGAUCAACACGACCCUACCGACGGAUGAAGAGUUAAACGAGUUGUUUCCGCACAUCCAAAUGGGCGGGCACUGGCAUCCGGAACACUGUCAUCCAAGACAACGCCUCGGGAUCUUUGUCCCGAUGAAAAGACGUUGGCAUCAACUGCCGAUUUUCUUGAGGCAUCUCCACCAAGUGUUAGUCUCCCAAUGGCGUCAUUACACAAUUUUCGUCGUCGAACAAGCGGACGGGGAUCUUUUCAACCGCGGGAAAUUACUCAACGCAGGUGUCAUCGAAGCCUUAAGAAUCCAUCCCGAUUUGGAUUGCUUCAUCUUGCACGACGUCGACACGCUACCCGAGACCAAUUACGCCGUUUACAAAUGCCACGAAGACCGCCAAUUCGCCCUUCAAAUGGCCACCUAUCAGAGCAAAAGGGAUUACCUUUCAGCUUACAAAGGCUACGCUGGAGGAGUCCUGGCCGUCCGCCGAUCCCAAUUCGAGGAUGUCAACGGUUUCAGCAACGAAUUCUGGGGCUGGGGCGGCGAGGACGACGAUUUCGGCAACCGACUCCGCAACAAAAGCUACCGAGUGUAUCCCGAAUUGUCACGUGGCGGCUAUUUCUACAGUCUCCAUCAUCCGCCAGAGCAGCCAAAUCCUCUGCGAGACGACAUCAUUCGAAAGCACAAGAGCAGCCAUCUCCACGGCGAAGGGCUAGACAGCGUUAAGUACGUCGUUUUGAAAUCGGAGCGGCGACGGCUCUAUACCUUCUUGUCCGUUUCUAUAUUACAAGGGCCAGCCCGAGAUCAACUGGCCGCCAUCGGCUCCUCCUCGCGUCAAGAAGAAAGAAAAAAGAAGCGAGACCUUGAGCUACCAACGGGAGAAACCGCGUCGUAAUCUUGUCUGCUCGCUGCUCCUGUUUACAUAGUACGUCUAAGUUUAUGACCGAAUGAUACAGCAGGUGUAUAAUAACCCAAAAAUUUGCUUCGAUAUUAAAGUUGAACGAAAGUUAAAUAGUUAGCGCUGGAUUAAAGUCGAUCUCAUUAAUUACACGGCGGGACGACAUGUUGCUGGGCACAUCUACCGGUGUGGAAUGAAGUGAUUCUUAUUUGAAAAUAUACUAUGAAACGGUCAAAUGAUUGUAGGCUAAACUAUUAUUUUCCAACUCGGAACUUCACUCGGGAUUUUCACUUGUUUCACGGACCCGUGCAUGUGCUCGUAAUGUGGUUAGAAAAAAAUAACAACCGGUUGUGUUUUACAACAGCAAGUUACGACAUUGUUUUCACAAGGUAACCUUGGCUAAAAAUCGCGUAGUACUACGAAUUAUACUACUAGUUUGUGUAUAUUCUAUUCUGGAAAGAAAAUAAAACAAA